AACUCCCUCGGGAGGCAGCGAGGACCUCCUUGACGGCGCCCCUCGACGGCGUACCGGCGGUUCCACCUCCAUUUGGCGGCGCGCGGGGGGCUGCACCUCCUUUGGGCGGCGUGCGCGAACAAGAGCCGCAGCCUCUCCCGCUUGUCUUUGGGAGGGAACGCUGGCAACCUCAUCUUCUUUCGACGCUAGAUUUGGACAGUAAAGUCCCGCAGUGACUUGCCAGUUGCCACUGCCAGAGCGGUCACCGAAUCUGAGGUCUGAGCCCAGCGGGCCGCGGCGGCUAUGUCCUCAUCCUCCUCCUUCCCCAACUCCCGCUUCCCCUUCGCAGCCGGCGCCGGGGCCUCCGGCGGAAGCGGGAGCAGCGUGCGGCCGUGGGGUUCGAGCGGCGGGACAUCGGUGUCUUCAUCUGGGAAACGGAUACAGAAGGAGCUGCUGGACCUCAACGCCUCCGACUGCUCCGCGGGGCCCAAGGGCGACAACCUCUACCACUGGCUCUCCACUAUCAUCGGGCCCCAAGGAUCGCCGUAUGAAGGAGGGAUAUUUUUCCUUGACAUAGUGUUUCCUCCUGAUUAUCCCUUCAAACCUCCCAUGGUAACAUUCAAAACGAGGAUUUACCACUGCAAUAUUGAUUCCACUGGUAAAGUGCAUUUGGACAUUCUGAAGGAUGGCUGGAGUCCAGCUUUCACUAUUUCUAAGGUGUUAUUGGCCAUCAAAGACAUCAUCAGCAAUCCAGAUCCAUACUCCCCGCUUAUGAUGAGCAUUUCACGUCAGUAUCUGACUGAUAGAGCUAAACACGAUGAAAUAGCAGCUGAGUGGACAAUGAGAUUUGCAAGAUAGGGGAUCUAUUUGUAUCUAAGCAUGGUUGACAUUGUAAAAAAACAACUCUUAAUGUGGCCUGAGAUGGUGAAUGUUGGCAACGGAGCCAUGUUUGGUUUGGUGUGACGUGACAUAAAUGUGUACUUUAUGCUUGAGUAUUAUUUAACUGCUCCUUUUAGGUGAAGAAUAAUCUUUUAGAUUUUGUACUUAUGCCAAGUUGUACAAGCAUCUAUUCAGAACCUGCUA
Molecule: messenger RNA, 1062 nt
Organism: Zea mays
Lineage: Eukaryota; Viridiplantae; Streptophyta; Magnoliopsida; Poales; Poaceae
Product: ubiquitin-conjugating enzyme E2 E3
Exons: 4
Coding region: 283-837 (184 amino acids)
Source: RefSeq, marked provisional